Trichoderma asperellum CBS 433.97 is the source of this 1689-nucleotide messenger RNA. RefSeq lists its product as uncharacterized. Gene Ontology annotation, cellular component: membrane; endoplasmic reticulum. Gene Ontology annotation, biological process: phosphatidic acid biosynthetic process. Lineage: Eukaryota; Fungi; Ascomycota; Sordariomycetes; Hypocreales; Hypocreaceae. The record is from RefSeq and is a predicted model, not a curated record. Gene Ontology annotation, molecular function: 1-acylglycerol-3-phosphate O-acyltransferase activity.
CCCGUGGCCACCAACUUUUUCGCCGUGCUUGUGAUUUCCCCUUCCAUUCGUCCCUUGUUUUUCUUCUCCUCCUGUUGAACCUGACCUGGUCACACUAUCCCAACUGUGCACGCUAUCUGUGUAUCAGCAGAAGAAAAAGAGAGAAACGUUCGUUCUCGUGUCUUGUACAACAGGAGCAUGGAACUAUAGCGAAACCCUAGUCCACUCUUCCCUGCCGCCUCCAUCAGCCACUCGACGACUCUCUCUCUCAGUCUCUCAGUCUCUCAGUCUCUUAUAUCCACGAUCCGACCACCGCAGAUAGCCUCCAGCGACGAGCCACCUCCUUAAAAAAUGGUCCUCCUCCUCGACUACCUCAUCAAAUUCCUCCUCGGCUACGCCGCCCUCACAAUCUCCCUCUACAUGGCGUCCCUCGCCGUCCCCAAGGCCGGCUUCGCAGCCCGCGUCCUCGCCGCCUACAUCUCGCUCCUCGCCUGCGCCGUCUACGGCGUCCUCGCCUCCAUCCUGCUCGCCCUCGUCGGCAAGCGCCAGAUCGCGCAGUGGGCCUGCGGCCGCGCCUUCGAUUUCACCAUGCGCUACACCACCGGCGUCGAGUUCGUCAUCGACGACCCCAACAACGUCCUCGGCUCGACCCGCCCCGCCGUCUUCAUCGGCAACCACCAGACCGAGCUCGACGUGCUCAUGCUGGGCGCCAUCUUCCCCAAGUACUGCAGCGUCACGGCAAAGGCCCAGCUGAAGCGCGUGCCCUUCCUGGGCUGGUUCAUGAGCCUGAGCGGCACAAUCUUCAUCGAUCGCAAGAACAGCCAGGGCGCGCGCUCGGCCAUGGACGGCGCCGCCAACGAGAUCAAGACCAGCCGCCAGAGCGUCUACAUGUUCCCCGAGGGCACGCGCAGCUACGCCAAGGAGCCUAUGUUGCUGCCCUUCAAGAAGGGCGCUUUCCACCUCGCGGUGCAGUCUGGCGUCCCCAUCGUGCCCGUCGUCGUUGCCAACUACAGUCAUGUCCUCUACGUCAAGAACCUGGUUUUCAACUCUGGCAAGAUUCCCGUCAAAGUCCUGGCCCCAAUCCCCACCACCAACCUCACCACCGCCGAUGUCGACGAACUCACCCGCUCCACCCGCGAAGUCAUGCUCAGCGAACUCAUCAGCUUGACGGAAAAGGCUCGCGGCCAGCCAAUCGCCGUCCCGGCCACAAACGGUUCCUCCACAGGCAAGAGCACCGCCAUCGACAAAUAAAUACCAAGAAAAAGAAAAGAAGGGGGAAAAAAAAACGCCAUGUAAUCAAUGCACAGCACAGCACAUCAUAUCACUCAUAGACAUUAAGCGAGCGAGAGAGAGACAAGAGAAUAGCGUUUUAGCGAUGGCGCAGCAAAAGAAGGGUUAGAAGAAGUCAGGGACUGAGCGCGCUUAAGAAUAGAAGACAGGCAUGGCAAAGGGUUAGAAUACAACGGGCAGAUGGGAAGCAAGGUCGGUGCGGUUUAUAUGGCGAAUUCGGGACGGACAGGGAGGUUUGGGGUUUGGCAUGUGAUGUCAAUUUCGAAUUGAUACCCAUUAGAUGUAAAACCCUCAUAUACUAUAGCACAAUAUUGUAUGCAUUUAUUAUGAAUGUUAUUUUUUUCUUAUAUAUUAUAAGUAUCUUCAUUAUCAAGGACGGCAUCGUUGAGUACAAUAUUUUGGUGCCUCUUCAUCUACACG